CGGAAGUGAACUUUUAGAAAAUGUUAUGGUUCAAGUGCGACGAAAUAAUUCCAGGAGUAGCUAUUGCUGUUGCUUUUAUUGCAGUUUGUCUUGGUGGAUUUUUCCUCUCUCAUGAAUACUCACCUAUUCUUAAUGUAGAUACUUUAUGCAGUAUGGCUGAGGCAGCAGAAGACCAGCGUGAGAUGUUCCGCCAAGCAAGCAAGACGGCUGUUGUACUUGGUCAUACUGGAGAGACAGGGAGGGUGCUUGUAAAGCAACUGGCACAGGAAAAAUUGUUCAAGAAAGUUACUCUUAUUGGUCGGAGAGAAAUUGCAUUAGACAGGAACGUUGUAGGUCCAGAAUUUGAACAAAAAGUAAUAGACUUUGAGAAACUAGAUGAUUACACUGAGGAAUUUAAAGGACAUGAUGUUGGAUUUUGGUGCCUUGGAACAACACGUGGGAAGGUUGGAGUGGAAGGAUUUAAGCGUGUAGACUAUGACUAUGUACUGAAGACUGCUGAGCUGGCAAAGUCGGGUGGAAUGCAACAUAUGCAGUUUAUGUCAACAUACGGAGCUAAUGCCAACAGUAGUGCACUAUAUACCAGAACAAAGGGACAAGUGGAAGAAGCCUUAAAAGUUAUGCACUUUCAAAGAUUAUCCAUCUUCAGACCAGGUGUAUUGAUGGUGGACAGGCAAGAAAGCAGACCAAUGGAGGCCUUUGCUCGAUUAGUGCUCACCCCAGUGUCAAAAAUAUUCCCCACAGCAAUUACUAUCCCUGUAGACUAUGUGGCCGCUGCAAUGAUAAACAAUGCUGUGGCGACCUCAGACAAAACGUCUGAAACUUUUGAAAAUAAGGAAAUGCAUAUUUUAUCAGGGAAAAGUCCUUUAUGCAAAAAGGACGAGAAAACGAAAACAAAAUGAAGUGAAAAGUAUACAAUUUAGUGCAUUUUCUGUGUAUGUUUUUUAAAAGUAUACAAUUUUAUAAUAUUGAUUGUAGUUUUGGUAAUAUUUGUGAUGAAAUAGUUUUGGUAUUUGUGAAAAGUGUGAUUUUCAAAUUCAAACAGAAACAUAAACACUCAAGGUUUGCAGCCAACUAUGGAGUUGAGAAAUAAAGAUGUCGCAAAAUUUUCCCAAUCUAUAGCAUUAUUAACAACUUUAACAUUGGAUAUUUAAACUUAAAAGUUGUUGUAAAAUCUGACAUUAUUCUGAAAUUUAUUGUACCUUCUUUCACUUAUGAAGAAGUUGACUUUGAAAAGCAUUACUGUGUUGGUGCGCCGUAAAACCCAAAUAAAAUAUAUAAAAUUGAAAAGCAUUUCAAAUGGUUUUAAAGAUAAUGUGUUCUAUGUGUUAGAGUAAUGUUUGUUACAGUGAUGUUUAUAUACCAUUCUUUUCACUAAAAUCGUUUGAGGGCCAAUAACACUAUCAGAUUUAGUCCUUACUGUUUUCCAGUAAAAUCAGUGAUUUUAUUGAGGUUGAAAUGUUACUAUAUUUAGAAUUUGUUGGGUGGUCAACAUCAUUGACUUCAAAUCACUUGUCCAUCACUGUUGUUGAUUUGAAACCCAGCAGGGAUUCUAGAAUCCUUUCAUGUGUGGAAGCAUUGAAGCUAGUGUAGAGAAGGUUGGUGAUUCAGCACACUUGCCCAUCCUUGCUUUGAAAAUCAUCUUUGGAUUUCCUUCCAUCUUUAAGAGCUGGAAAGUCAUUAUAUCAUUUAUAUGUCAUCUUUAAGUUAGUUGUAUUGAUGUGAUGUUUACAGACACCAACCCCAAUCGCACCAAAAAAAAAAAAGAAGCAAAAAAAAGCAACAAACAAAAAUAUUUCAUUGUACCAAUUAGACAGAGUUGAGCAUGACUAUAUUGCUGUAGAGAUUCCAUUUAUACUUAGUGUCUGAGCUGAUCCAUUUAUUCUGAACAUUUUUACAAAUUUGUGCAAUUUAUAAACAUGAGCAAGCCAUUUUGAACUAUGUGCUAUAUGUGUAAUACUUUUUAUUUUCUCCGUAGUAUGUUGUAAGACUGUUUGAUAGUAUAUUCCUGAUAUAUAUAUGUAUAUACACAUUGUAUGUUAAUUAUAUGUAUUUUUGAUGUUCUGCUGACUUUGAGUUCUUUCAUGUAAGGAAAGAGAAAAAUGUCACUUUUUAUUAGUAUUUAUGCAAUUAUUGUGUUAGAUCUACUACAGCAGGUCAUGAUUUUUAGCUUGACUAUUACAGAUACAUAGGGAAUGCUAUUGCACUAAAUCUUGUCCCUCGUUAAACAUCAUAACGGGAAAGUUUUAUAACUCGGAAUUGUUGCCCAUUUUGUACUUGUUUAUUUAGCUUAGUUACAGUUUUGUGUGCAACUAACUUAUCAAACUCUUUCUCCGUAGGAACUAUAUGUAUUCGAUUGAAAUUGAAGACAACUCUUCUCAUUAAUGAGAUUUUUUGAGAUAACUAAGUUAGAUAACUCUUGUUGAAUUUAGUUCAAUUUUUUGGACAUAGAAAUUUUGUUGAAAUUUUGCAUGCAAGUUGUUAACAUUGCCAUAUUAAAUAAUAUUUAAAUUUGUUAUAAGUUGUAAUGAAAUAACUUUGUUACCUAAUCUUAUCAUGUUAUGGCCCUCGUUUGUCUUAGAAGCUGUCAAAUAGUCGAGCCUACUGUCUUUCGACAGCCCUUCUAAUCGUAAUUAUUUUGAUGUUAUUUUGAUGUUAAAUAUUGUAAAAACUGUAAUAGAUAGAAUGAUGGUACCAUGUUUAGUCAAUGUAGAAAGAGGUUGUGUUGAUUUACGAGUCAUGGAUAUAGAAAGAGAGGUAUUAUUAUGUCUCCCACCACACAGUGGUGUGGGAGACAUAUUGAUUUACUCCAGUCUGUGUGUAUGUGUGUCUGUCUGUCUGUCUGUCACCAAGUUAGUCCGCACUCUAAGAUGAACAUUUCUCAUCCGAUCUUCACCAAACUUGAGCAAAAUGUGUUUGACCAUGAUACCUCGACCAAGUUUGAUAACUAGCCAAAUCGGUGAAGGCAUUUUGGAGUUACGGCCCUUGAAUUACCGAAAAAUCGGCCUUUUUACUCAUGUCUGCACUCUAAGUCAAACAUUUCUCAUCCGAUCUUCACCAAACUUGAACAAGAUGUGUUUGACCAUAAGACCUUGGCCAGUUUCGAUAACUAGCCAAAUCGGUCCAGACGUAUUGGAGUUAUGGCCCUUGAAUUACCAAAAAUUGGCCUUUUUAUUCUUGUCCGCACGCUAAGUCAAACAUUUUUCAUCCGAUCUUCACCAAACUUGAACAAAAUGUGUUUGACCAUGAGACCUCGGCCAAGUUCGAUAACUAACUAAAUCGGUCCAGGCAUUUUGGAGUUAUGGCCCUUGAAUCACCGAAAAAUCAGCCUUUUUACACUUGUCCACUCUCUAAGUCGAGCAUUUCUCAUCCGAUCUUCACCAAACUUGAACAAAAUGUGUUUGACCAUAAGACCUCAGACAAGUUUGAUAACUAGCCAAAUCCGCCCAGGCACUUCUGAAGUAUGGCCCUUGAAUUACUGAUUGGAUCCACUCAUCCAGACCAUCUAAUUGGAUCCACUCAUCUAAACCAUCUUGAGACACUAGACAUUUUUCAUAGGGGCAGCUGUGGGAGACAUGCGCUUUUCUCAAAAGCAUCUCUAGUUUGUGUUGAUUUAUGAGUCAUGACUGUAGCAUGUUUAGUCAAUGUAGAAAUUUUUGUUGAUUUACGAGUCAUGGAUACGGAAAGAGAGAUAUUAUUUGUGUCGAUUUACGAGUCAUGGAUAUGGAAAGAGAGGUAUUAUUUGUGUUGAUUUACGAUUCAUGGAUAGAGAAAGAGAGGCAUUAUUUGUGUUGAUUUACGAGUCAUGACUAUAGCAUGUGUAGUCAAUGUAGAAAGAGGUAUUGUGUUGCUUUACAAGUCAUGGAUAUAGAAAGAAAAAAUUAUUUGUUUUGAUUUAUGAGUACUUAUACAGGAGGAGGUAUUUACCUAUUAUUUGUGUAGAUUUAGGCGUCAUAACUGUAGCAUGUUUAGUGAAUAUAAAAAGAGGUAUUAUUUGUGUUGAUUAAGGAAUAUUGACAGUACUUUGCAUGUUUUAUUGCAUGUAGAAAAAGUUAGUAUUUGGUUUAGUUUUAGGAUUAAUGUUCUUUUUCUAAUUGAAGAAAAAAAUCAGUUCCUUCUACGAGUGGUCAAACUUCUAAUCACCAAGAGUACUUUUGUAGAUAUAAUAGUAUGUCAUUUUUUUAUUCAUAAUUUGUCCAGCUGGGUUACCCAGAAUUCACAUUUUGGUAGGGUCACUUAGUCAGCUUGUGGGGUAAUGGUUAUUUUAUUACUAUGAUCAGUAUUAGAGGUUUUUACUAAUCUUAAGUAUAAUCUAGCUUUCUCCUUGGCCUAGAUAACAAAGUUGAUCAUUUAGUUUCUGUUGCAACAGAUGUUUAAAAUGUUAAAUAGAUUUUUAAUGGAUUUAUAACUAAAUGGAUUUAUAAGUUAAAUGGAUUUAUAAGUGAAAUGGAUUUACGAGUUAGAUGUGUUUACUGUGAAAUCAUUAAUAUUCGUGGGAGACUAAUUUUUGUGGAUUUCGUGGUUGAGUUAAUCCAUGAAAUUUAAUCCCAAAGAACAAGUAAAAUUCCCAUUCAUUUUAUGUUCAAAAGUUGAUAUCCACGAAUUCAUAUCCCCACAAAAUUGCUGUUUUGACCAAAACCACGAAAUUUAAUGCCCACAAAAUUUAAUGAUUUUACAGUAUGUGUUCAGUGGUUUGCUUGCCUCUGGAUACAGGGAAUUGUGGGUUUUUGUGAGUGUAUACAUGAAUCUCGAAUCUGGUUACCAACAAAUCAUGUUUUAUUUUCAUCUUGGCGACUGCCGUUUACUUUUGUAUUUGUUGAAUUUAGACAUUACUUACACAACCAUAAAAUCCACAUGGAAAGUUCAUUAACCUAGUAUGGAAUUAACCAUGAAUAUUUAAUAAACUUUCUGCACUAUUAUACUAACUGUAUAUUGUAUUUAUUCACCAAUUAUCAUUCCAGUAACUUAUUACAUGUAUUUAUUUCCUUAUGAAUAAAUACUGUUAAAUUUUA
Messenger RNA from Mercenaria mercenaria, 5009 nucleotides. RefSeq names its product oxidoreductase HTATIP2-like. The transcript is spliced from 6 exons. The coding region runs from base 21 to 899 and encodes 292 amino acids. Gene Ontology annotation, cellular component: cytoplasm. Lineage: Eukaryota; Metazoa; Mollusca; Bivalvia; Venerida; Veneridae. Gene Ontology annotation, biological process: import into nucleus. The record is from RefSeq and is a predicted model, not a curated record.